CUAAUCAGGACCCGGACUGCCUCCGACGCCGCCUGAGGCUGGGUUCCUGGCCGCGUUCUAGCCUGGUCGUUGGGAAACGGGAGGCCCCGUACUGCGCGCGCAGCCCGCCUGGUCUUCCCACGGCCGGCCGGAGGAGGCGAGCGGUCUUCUGAGGGCCCGAGGCGAGCGCGGCGCGGGCUGUGGCCUCGGCGCUGGGGUGGCGAUGCUGUGGCAGCGGCUGGCUGUGGUGGAGUGGGCGGCGCUGGCCUGGGAGCUCCUGGGCGCCUCGGUGCUGCUCUUCGCGGUGCGCUGGCUGGUCCGGCGGUUGGAGAAGCGGCCGCGGGACCCGAACCGUUGCGGGACACUCUCCUCUCCGCCCGGCGCGUCUGAAGCGGUGGCCGAGCGGCCAGGUGAAGUGACAAUGGAUGCUAUGUUGGCUCGACUGAAACUCUUGAAUGCAGAUGACCUUAGAAAAGAAGUUAUGAAAGCUGGAUUGAAAUGUGGACCCAUUACAUCAACAACAAGAUUUAUUUUUGAGAAGAAAUUAGCUCGGGCCUUACUAGAACAAGGUGGAGUGCUGACUUCCUCUCUUCCCACGCACAGCGAGGAGACCGCCAUGGCGUUUAUCCAGGGCACCUCAAGGACGCCUGCAUCUGUGGAUGGCAAACAAGCUCAGCAGGCCUGUUUUCCUGAAGACAGAGAUUUUGGUUACAGUGUGGGCUUGAACCCUCCAGAAGAGGAAGCUGUAACAUCCAGUGCCCACCCGAUACCCUUCAGUGCCUCUACCAGGAAUGACAACCACAAGGCUGGAGUGGCAGCUGCUAAGGAGCCACUUCUGUACUAUGGAGUGUGUCCAGUAUAUGAGGAUGGCCUUGUGAGACAUGAAAGGAUCCAUGUUUACGAAGAUAAAAAGGAAGCUUUACAAGCUGUCAAAUUGAUCAAAGGGUCUCGGUUUAAAGCUUUUCCAACGAGAGAAGAUGCUGAGAAGUUUGCUAGGGGGAUAUGUGAUUAUUUACCUUCUCCCGGCAAAACUAUGCCCUUACUGUCUCCUGGGAAGGCAGUGCCCCCCUGUGGCAGUGACGGGUUGAAAGCAGAUGGCUUGUGCCUGGCUGAAUCAGAAACAGUAAACAAAGAACGAGCAAACAGUUAUAAAAACCCCCGUACACAGGACCUUACUGCCAAGCUGCGGAAAGCUGUUGAAAACGGGGAGGAGCACACCUUUUCUGAUCUUAUCUGGAGUAAUCCUCGAUACCUAAUUGGUUCUGGGGACAACCCAACCAUUGUACAAGAAGGAUGUAGGUACAAUGUCAUGCAUGUUGCUGCCAAAGAGAAUCAGGCUUCUGUGUGCCAGCUGACAUUAGAGACUCUGGAGAACCCUGAAUUUAUGCGUCUGAUGUACCCAGAUGAUGACAUGCACAUGCUACAGAAGCGCAUCCUCUACAUUGUCGACCUGUAUCUUAACACUCCUGACAAAGUGGGCUUUGACACACCAUUGCAUUUUGCUUGUAAAUUUGGAAAUGUGGAUGUAGUCAAUGUGCUUUCUUCGCACCCUUUGAUUGUGAAAAACCCAAAGAAUAAAUAUGGUAAAACACCUGACGAUGUAAUUUGUGAAAGAAGCAAAAACAAAUCUGUAGAACUGAAAGAAAGGAUUAGAGAAUACUUACUGGGUCACUACUAUGUGCCACUUCUGAGAGCGGAAGACACUUCUCCUGUCAUUGGGGAGCUGUGGUCCUCAGACCAGAAAGCUGAAGCCUCUUGUGCUGACCACUGUAGAAGCAGCCCCAGAGAUCCUGUGAUGACACUGAGAGCUUUCGCGGGGCCUCUGAGUCCGUCCAAAGCAGAAGAUUUUCGAAAGCUCUGGAAAACUCCACCUCGAAAGAAAGCGGGCUUCUUCCACAGCAUCAGAAAGUCUGACCCAGAACGAGGCAUUGAGAGAGUUGGGAGGGAGCUAGCUCAUGAGCUGGGGUAUCCCUGGGUUGAAUACUGGGAAUUUCUGGGAUGUUUUGUUGAUCUGUCUUCCCAGGAAGGCUUGCAAAGACUAGAAGAAUACCUUAUCCAGAAGGAGUUAAGCAAAAAGGCUCAACAAGAAAUAGAAAAUGAAGGCUGCCUUCAGGACAGAACCUCAGAUUUUGGCAGUGGGAAGAAGUACAGCAAUUCCAUCUCCGUGGGAGCAUUUCUAGAUGGGGAAGAUGACAGCUUGGAAGAAAAUCAGCAAAAUACAGUUCCCAGUCAGAGUCAGCCCACAAUUGAUAAGUUCCAAAACUCUAAAAGUGGUUCCCUUCCCUUGGGACAGAAGGUGGACCCUGGAGAAGCCUCAGUUGGAUCUUACCCAGAUAACAGCAGAAAUGGGAUUUGUCGUCCUCCAAACAGGACUGCAGGUGAAAGGGGACUAGAGGCCACCAAUGUAGAGGAGGCCCUUCCACCACCUGUUUCUAUUUUGACUCAAGAGUUUGAUAAACUGAAUUUGCAAAGUCUAGGAGAUAGCCUUUUUGAGACACCAAAUACAAAUAGGAAACUAGAGGAUACAAUACUGGCUUCAAGAAUGGAUGUAGUAGAAAGUGACUUGCUGGCAUCUCCUGUAAUAGCAAGACUUAAAAAAGAGCAAGUCAGGACCAACAGUGAGGUGUCAGAGGCAAUGGCUGAAAUGUCUUUGGGCCCCAACAACCCCCAACUUGGGGUUCAGACUGGUCUGGAACCUGGGUUCUCAUCUGCCACAGUAGAUUCCACCAAGAGGCUCUUCCUGUCUGGAGAGAAACCAUCAAAACUAGAUCGCGAUGUUUUAGCAGCUCUUGAGUGUGCGAAUAUUGACCCUGGUCUGUACCCAGCAGUCCACAGAUGGAAAAGUACUGUCAUGUGCUACUCAGCCUCAGACAGACAGAGCUGGCCAAGUCCUGCACUCAGAGGGAAGUUUACAACUGAGCUGGUGGAUCCCGAUUGCUCUCAAAGCUACUCAGGACGAUGCAGUCCAGCUGGUAGCAGCCCCAGUAAGCCUGGCCAUACCACCUCCACUGGCCUGCACAGCCCUGGACGCUACAGUCCAGCACAUGGGAGACACUUCCAAAGAGUGGCACACAUGGCCCGACUUGCAGCUCUGUAGAGCCAACCAGUAUGCUCACUCCUGGAAUUCGUUUGCUUCUUUGUUUGUAAAAGAGUAACUUUUUAUUGGUAAAAAUUCCAUGAAAGAAUGUAUUCUGAAUAACUUAAUCCUCACUUUGAGGGUACCAGAAUUUUAGAAAAUAUAAUGUUCUGAGUAUAAUUUGAAUGUCUGAUAUUUUGGAAGAAGUUAAUGAAAGCAAGCUCAGAUACUUAUUGUUUGAAAGUGUAGCUGUAGUAAUAAUUCUAAUUUUGAAAUGGAGCAAAAGAUGCAGAGGCAGUUGAUAGACAAGUGAGGUGUUGCUAAUUGGGUGUGUUAGCACAAUACGCAAGCACACCUCCUGUUUCUGAAACAUCAAUUAUGUGUUGUCUCUUUUGGGGGGUGGAGGAAGGAGCAGCUUUCUGAUAUGCAAUGGCAAAACUAUGUUUGUUACUUCAUCCUAGUUAUUCCAACUAGGAAAAAGCAGGUGGCAGAGAAGCACAUGGGCCCUGACUCAGACUUCAGUAACAAUGCUCAAAACACUGCCAGAAGAUGGGGUGGGGGAAGUUAAAGUCAUUGAGAAUCAUGCCAGUAAUCAUAGAAAACUUACCAGCAAUAACUAGAAACAAAAUAAAGUUAUUUCUCAGUACUCGUCAGUGUAUUAAGUAAUCUAGAAGUUGUUCCCUAGUCUUAAAAUUUAUCCUGAGAUUUCACUGAGCAUGAUUACAGGAUAGAUGUAUCCCAUAUUUUAGGAAUUUUUCAAAGAGCAUUACACUAGAGUUUAGCCCUUGAGAUCUGAGUUCAUUUCAGUGGCUUUCAGUGUUUACUUUUGGCUGUCUCAAGAGUUGUGUAGAGUGGCACUGCACACCCUAAGGCACCAAGAUAAACCACCUUGCUGAAGCGGGGUCCUGGCUGUCUGGCACAGCUGCUUGCACAAAGCAAGUAGUGUUCCAUAGACACUUGAAGUGCUUAAUCGCAACACAGAACUGUAACACUGAUUUUUGCCAACCUCAGUGCCUUUUGUGAGUCAUUUUUAAUCUUACCAAAGUUAGAUUUUGAGAUCACAUAGUGCUAAAUGGGUGUUAGAUUCUCUUUUGUUCAUAAAAUUGUUGACCAGGCAAGCCUUUUAACCCAGCAUUCAUUAGGCAGAAGCAGGGGUUCUCUGUGAGUUUGAGGCUGGCCUGGUCUACAUAGUGAGUUCCAGGACAGCCAGAACUACACAGAGAUCUUGUCUCAAAAAAUUUUUAAAAAUAAAUAAACAAAUCAAAAUAAUAAGUAAUUUUGAGAUCAAAUGUUUAGGUCUUUUUUUAAUUUUUAAGGGUUAUUUUAAUGUGGUAAGAAAUACCAGAAUUGAGAUUUUGGGCUUUAGAUUCAGUUUGUUUUCAUUCCACUUGUAAACAGCUGAGCUCUAAAAACAAGACAGCCAAUAAAGUAACCUGGAAACAAUCCCAAAGGGAAUCUUUUUGUUCUCAAAAGAAACCAAAACCCACACAUUAUAUUCAGCUAUUUUAUUUUCUCUAAAGUCUUAAUGUCCUGUGGGAUUAUUUUUGUUGUUUUUCCAUACUCAAAUAAAAAAACGGAAUUACUCGUUUUGCCGGUUUUUUUUUUUUUUAACUAUUUUAAAAAAAAAAAACCCUCUUAUUGCUCAAUGACAUUUACUUAAGACAACUUUUGAGAGUCAUUUCUUAUACCAUGUAGGUCUCAGGAAUCCAGCUCAGGUCACUGGAAUUGAGUUUUACCUGCUGAGCCAUCAUGCUGGCCCACUUUAAACUUUAAGCCACCUCUGGACUGUUCUUGCACUAGCGUGAAGGGUGUAUGAUACUGGUUGAUUCUAUGUCACAAACAUUGUUUAACUGAUCCUUCUCAAAGUGUUGUGUGGGAAUGAUUCCUUAAUUUAUUACCUGGACAGAACCCCUCUUAGUAAAACUGUAAGCAAUAUUUUCAUUAAAAAGUACACUGAGUAUCAUAUUGA
This is a messenger RNA of Mastomys coucha (southern multimammate mouse), 5024 nucleotides long. RefSeq names its product ankyrin repeat and LEM domain containing 2 (gene Ankle2). The record is from RefSeq and is a predicted model, not a curated record. Gene Ontology annotation, biological process: negative regulation of phosphorylation. Gene Ontology annotation, cellular component: endoplasmic reticulum. Gene Ontology annotation, molecular function: protein phosphatase 2A binding. Bases 203 to 3076 code for a protein of 957 amino acids. NCBI's taxonomy places the organism in Eukaryota, Metazoa, Chordata, Mammalia, Rodentia, Muridae. The transcript has 13 exons.